Carcharodon carcharias (great white shark) is the source of this 9237-nucleotide messenger RNA. RefSeq names its product autophagy-related protein 2 homolog B-like. Bases 584 to 6895 code for a protein of 2103 amino acids. The record is from RefSeq and is a predicted model, not a curated record. NCBI's taxonomy places the organism in Eukaryota, Metazoa, Chordata, Chondrichthyes, Lamniformes, Lamnidae. Gene Ontology annotation, molecular function: phosphatidylinositol-3-phosphate binding. Gene Ontology annotation, biological process: reticulophagy; piecemeal microautophagy of the nucleus; autophagosome assembly. The transcript is spliced from 42 exons. Gene Ontology annotation, cellular component: extrinsic component of membrane; phagophore assembly site.
CAUGUUAAGGGGGGGAAGUAUUGAAGGGAAAACGGGGUGAAUUCUGAGGGAAAGUGCUCUGGAAAGGAUAUAGUGCAGGUAAUGUAUUGGGAUGUAUAGUGAGGUAAAGGAGUAAUGACUUGGGAAGUGAAGAUAAAUACAGAAGAGAAGGGGUAAAAACUGAGGGAGAAGGGUAACUAACUUCUCCCACUGAGAAAGAGUGGGGAAAUACUUGGGAAUUCAUAGAAACUGGAUAAAUGUCAGGAAGCUAGAGAACAGAAGGUACUGAGUGCGAAUUAGGGUGAGAGGGAAAAUGACAAGCGCAAACCAUUGGGGAUGGGAAUGUAACUAUUGAGGGUUAAAACUGGUGAGUAUCUAUCGGCAAGCAAGGGGUGUGUGAAAGCAAAGGUAGGGCUGGGGGGGCUGCUGGGUGAAGGCAGUGUGAAUAUUGUAAAAUAAGGGAAUGCGGGCAUAUUCAUGCAUCAAAUAAGGAAGUAAAAGGAAAGGUAGAGCAGUGGAGGUGAGAGGGUUCGAGUUAGCUGGCAAGUAUUAUUUACUGGGACCAGGAUAAUUCCGACAUAGUUGUUGAUGGGUUGAAAUCGAGAUGCCUUGGCCCUUUCCUGAAUCGAUUAAGAAGCGGGCAUGCAGGUAUCUGCUGCACCGAUACUUGGACCACUUUCUGGAGGAGAAGUUGAGCCUGGAGCAGUUAAGUGUGGAUCUCUACCAGGGAACAGGCUCCCUCGCACAGGUUCCACUGGUCAAAUCGUCCCUGAAUGAAAUCCUGGAUUCACUUGAUGCACCUUUGGAAAUAAUUGAGGGGUUUAUCCAAAACAUUUCUGUUUCAAUCCCCUGGGCAUCUCUCCUGCAGGAAAACUGUGCAGUGGAGGUACAGGGACUGGAGAUGAUCUUUCGACCCAGACCUCGGAUAGUGUCUGGCUCAGAGCCAAUGUAUUGGUCCAGCUUUAUGACGGACAGUAUGCAGCUGGCCAAAGAGUGCCUGAAUCAGAAAUUGACGGAUGAUCAAGCUGAGGGACCACAGCCAUUCGAGGGGCUUGAGAAAUUUGCAGAAACCAUUGAAACAGUUUUAAGAAGAGUCAAGCUUACAUUUCUAGACACCAUUCUCAGAAUUGAGCACAUCCCAGAGAAUUCAAAAACUGGGAUCGCCCUGGAGAUUCGAAUACAGAGGAUUGAAUACCGUGAUGAAUCUGCAAACGAGAGUGCAGAUAUUAACAUUCAUCAUCCCACAGCUUUCGCCCACAAGAACCUGCAGCUGAGCGGGAUCUCUUUGUUCUGGCACGAGUUCCCAGAAAGUGCAAAGACAUCGACCAGGACUUCGCCAAUGCAGGAAACGGAACCAAAGCUCUCUCCAAGCUGGAACCCAAAAAUAGUUUCGGAACCUCACCCCCAAUUCACGAGGAAAUCUUCUGAUGCUGUUCUCUUCGAUCCGGUCCAGAUUGGGAGCUGUGAAGGGAAAGUGGAACUGGAACUCACCCUAAAACAGAAUGAAGCACUUCCAAUGGCCAAGCUGGAUGUUGAGGGACAGAUCGAGUCUGUCAACUUCUUCCUGUCUCCGCGACAAGUCCACCACCUCCUGGACAUGCUUAGCACCAUUCUGCUGCCAGGGAGUACAGAGGCAGCAACUGUUCAAUCAAAGAGCCGGAGGAAUCGGCCGAUGCAGCAGGAGGAUCAGUAUCUGAUUCAAAUGGAACUCCACCGAUACCUGCAGAAGGAAAAGCUUUCCCCUGGCGUUUCGGCAGAACAGAGCUAUUACGAGACCGAAACAGUUCGAACAACUUCAAGCCGUGCAGAAGAUGAUGUCUUCUUCUCAAUGGCAGACAUGGAAAUGUCGAACAGUGUGGCAUCUCUUCCGCCCCUCGGGGAACCAACUAUUGAUAUGGAAUUAUCGUUGAGCAGCACGCGUGCCAACUCAGCCGGCAGCUCUCCACAGAGUGCUACAGGGUUUUCCACAUCAUGGGAUGACUACCUUGAUCACUCUGGACAAGGGGGUCGAGUGAUACGGGAGUCAGCGUUUAACUCCAAAGAGUUGCCAAUAAUACAGAGACCUCUCCGACCAAGCAUUUCCCCUGGUUAUCUUUCAGGUCUGCAAUCCAAAUCACAUCCCAUUGAUGAAUCCAGACCCCAGGUUGUUGUCCGGCUGACGAUUGGCAGUCUUUCUUUGUCAGUGCUGCACAUCGAUCCACUGCCACCGCCUGAGAGCCCGUUGCACCUUGACCCCCUGGCGAAGAUGGCAUCCCAUUUCUUUGAGCAGUUCAAGACCUUCGAUCUGUCUCAGUUCCCAGCGGGAGAUUUCCACACGCUCCGACCCAAGUUUGCUGUGGCCUGUCCCCAUGAUCAUCUCAGGCUCUUUGCAACUGGCAUGAAGCUGAACUAUGAGCAGCGACGGGGCGCUAGCUCUCGAAGCCUAAACACAGAUGUCUGCAUUAACUGGAUGGAGCUGCUGGAAUGUCUCUUCCCUAUGGAUUCGUUGACUGUCACGCCCCAAUAUACUGAGCUGAUCACGUUUCAAUCAGUGAGUGAGACUGGAGCUCAUCCUGCACCUUCAGUACAACUUCACUAUAAACACAUCGACCGAAGAGGAGUCCAGGGCAGCCAAGGUAGACUGACAUCAGUGCCGCCAAAGGCAGAGCUGCAGAUUGAGCUAGGCCUGAUUCAGUCAGAAUUGGACAUCAGCAUUGUGGAUAGGCUCAACUCAUUAUUGCAACCUCAGAAACUUGCAACAACAGAAAUGAUGGCAUCACACAUGUACACCUCCUUCAACAAACACAUCAGCCUGCAGAGAGCCUUCACAGAGGUUUUCCGUGACGACUCUGCCUCACCUGCCAACCAGCGGACGUCUGUGCAGCUCACUACACCCAUGUUCAAAAUGGCUAUCCGCUUCCCAAUCCCAGACCUUCGGUCUGACCAGGAAAGAGGACCCUGGUUCAAGAAAUCACUACAAAAGGAGAUUCUGCACUUGGAAUUCAGCGAGGCAGAAUUUAAGACUGAAUUCUUUGGGAGCUUAUCCCACGAACAGCUCAAACUGGAACUCACUUUUAAGGAACUGCUUGGUAAAUUCCAGGAAGACCCAGCAACGCCACCGUUCACCUUUUUUAAAGUAUCACAUGAUGCUGAUGGAGACAUGUCGACUUCCGACAGCGGGAAGUUUGAUUGGCCAAGGGUUGUAUUGAAGGUGAAUCCAACAGCAGUGCAUUCCAUCUUGGAGCGAAUAACGACAGAAGAGGAAGAACCCGGGAGUCACUUACUGGAGGAUGAAGAGGGUGGAAGCCAUUCCUUGAAGGACGUUUGUGAUUUGGGAAGGCAGGAACCCUCACCUUUCUCCUCACGAAGAGUGAUGUAUGAAAACGAGGAGAUGGUGAUGCCAGGGGAUCAGUUCGAAAUGGGUCAAUUCCAGGAUAAAACCAUAAGCACCUCCCACUACGUACUGGAACUGAUGUUACCUAAUGUCAACCUUACACUGCCAAACAAGGUAUUCUAUGAGAAAGUGUAUAACAGAAUAAAUAAUGACUUGUUGCUAUGGGAACCUGCUGCCCCAUCUCCUGUUGAGACAGUUGAAAACGUUACUUACGGGGUUGGACUGUCUGUGGCCAGCCAGUUAAUCAACGCAUUUGGCAAAGAGAGUCUUACUCAACUCAAGUCGACACUCCUCCAGGAUGAUGACGAAAGCGGUUCUGAUGAGGAGACGCUGCAGUUCUGCUCGAGCACUGACCCAGCCCACCGGUCACGGCGUAAAAAGAAGGUUGAACAGCAGAACAAGAAUUGCCAGAGCUUCCUGUCGGUCCUUCUCAAUGUUUCUCAUGGGCUUGUGACCAUACACACGGAUACCAAGAGUGAAGAUGGCACGCCGUUAGCUGAGAAGCAUGGUGAAUUUUGGUUAGAGAUUGAAAAUGGAAGCUUGUUCUCUGUGGGAAAGUAUCAGGGCUUCGAUGAUCAGCAUUAUUUCUGUCUCCAGACCAACAAAGUCUUCCUUCGUCACCAAGGAAUGGUUGAGGACGUGUGUGCCCCUGGUGAUGUGAAACUCCCCAGCAAGACUUGGUCUCCAGGGCUUGAACCUACCAUCUACCAGUCUGAGGAGGGUGCUUUGACCAAACAGGCUGCUGCUUCGGUGGGAGUUGGUACAGAUAGUCCAAACAUGCUCUCCAUCGCAGUAAAAGUCCACCACAAUAAGACCGAGAACAACAUGAAGGAGAUCCUCGUGGCUGUCGGGUUACGUGGUGCCACUCUUCGGCACCGCAACGUGCCCCCAGGGCGGAGCUGGUACGAGCAGAUCGUGGAUUUCCUGAAUAUUGCUGAUGAACCUGUGUUGGGUUAUGCUCACCCAGCAAAUGCAACCACAUUCCACCUGCAUCUCUGGAGCUGUGCCCUCGACUACAGGCCACUGUAUUUACCAGUUCGAGCACUAGUGACUGUUGAAACCUUCACGAUAUCCAGUAACAUUGUAUUGGACAAAUACUGCUCCACACUCAGAAUUAUUAUCGACGAUGCUGCAUUGUACUUGUCUGAAAAAUGCCAUUCAGUUGCAGUAAAUUUAAAGCAAGAUUACGUACGAGUCCUGGACAUGGGGUUACUGGAAUUUCGAAUUACUGCAUCGAAGCCAACUGCGGAGCGAGAGCGGUUUCAGCCCCGGUUUGAGCUUCGUUGCUCUAGUGAUGUCAUCCAUAUCCGGACAUGUUCUGACUCUUGUGCUGCCCUCAUGAACCUCAUCCAGUAUGUGGCGAGUUAUGGAGACCUACAUCCACCCUCCAAACUCCACACCACUCCCGGAGCAGCAGCGCAGAGGAGCCGGGCUGGGUCAGGUGACAGCACUGCCUGCAGAACCUCCGGUCUUGCUGAAGCCGAGCAGAAGCUCCUACGGGACCUGAUGAUCGACGCCAUGGAAGAGAUGGACAUUCUGCCUUCUUCACCCCCUGCCGCUCCAACCUUGCAGCAAUCAAAUGGGAUCUACAAUGACCUCAUUCAGGAACGAGAGCCAGCCCGGUCUGACCUUUUCCUCUUCCCCGAUGAGAGUGGAGGUUCUUCGCAGGAGCAGAGCCCAUGUUCCACCAUGAUCCUCCCUGAGCAUCAUGCAGCUUAUCCCUCCUUCCCCAGCGAGCAGCCUGAGAGUGAGGAUUUCUGUAUCUUGGAGGCACCAAAGAUGGCAGUCACGAGAGAGACUGAGCCUGUAGUGAGGCUGUUGAACUCCGGACCGAUCCUUAUCAAGGACGAACACUUCACACGACCAAUCAAGAAGCUGGACACGAGCAAAGCACCACUGCACCUUCCAAUCCCAGAGAUCCGAUACGUGGUGAAGGAGAUCUCUGUUGUAUGGCACCUGUAUGGAGGAAGAGACUUUGGAACUGCCCUUUCUGCACGUUCUCCUGUUAAAAAUAUAAUUACUAAACCUGUUUCAAGCUCUUCCCAAGGCUCCCCGUCUCAGCCUUCAGCCCGCCACAGUCAUUCUGCCAGGCAUAUUCAGGGUGGACCUGGCAGGAACCACGACAUCCUGAUGGAGAUUCAGUUCAGUAAGGUGAAAUUUCAGCACGAAGUUUACCCUCAGACAGAUUAUGAUGUAGAUCCAGGUUCGACAGAACAUCCCAUCUCACGGCAGGUCUUCAUCGUUCAGGAUCUUGAGAUCAGAGACCGUCUUGCAUCAUCCCAGAUGAAUAAGUUCCUCUAUUUGUACUCGAGCAAAGAGCUACCAAGAAAGGCUCAUUCCAAUAUGCUAACUAUUAAGGCAUUACAUGUGAGUCCAGAUUCCACUCAGACACCUCGCGAGUGCUGUCUACGCAUCACGCUUAUGCCCCUUCGACUAAACAUUGAUCAGGAUGCACUGUUUUUCUUGAAGGACUUUUUCACCAGCCUAGCUGCCGAGGUGGAACUGUUAAUUCCUCCAGAGCCCGUCCAGGAGGUGAGAAAAUCUCCUGGAUCCGAAGUCACCGGCAACCUUUCUAAAAAUGGAACCAGUCCUGCAGACCAUGGCCCCAUCAUAACUCUCCCAGGUCAGAGCAAACUCAGGCCGGAUCCUUUGACCACUGCUAGCAGGGUGCCGGUCAGUGAGCUGGGGGGUCCCUCACCAGCGCCAUUCCGAGACCAGCCAAUCUUCUUCCGGGAAUUUCGCUUCACAUCCGAAGUGCCAAUCCGGCUGGACUACCACGGCAAGCACAUGUCCAUGGAUCAAGGCACCUUAGCAGGGAUCCUAAUUGGACUGGCUCAGCUGAACUGCUCCGAGUUGAAGUUGAAGAGAUUGUGUUACAGACAUGGAUUGCUGGGAGUGGACAAGCUUAUCUCCUAUGCAUUGAACGAAUGGCUGACUGACAUCAGAAAAAAUCAGCUGCCCGGUAUUCUUGGAGGCGUUGGACCCAUGCACUCCUUGGUGCAGUUAGUUCAAGGGCUGAAGGACCUGGUCUGGCUGCCCAUAGAACAGUAUCGCCGUGAUGGACGCAUUGUGAGAGGUCUCCAACGAGGAGCAGCCUCGUUCGGGACCUCCACUGCCAUGGCUGCCCUGGAGCUGACGAAUCGACUCGUACAGACUAUACAGGCAGCAGCUGAGACAGCCUAUGACAUGGUUUCCCCGGUUCCUACUACACCUACUUUGAUGAAGACCAAGCGCAUCUCUCAACACCGAUUGGCCCAUCAACCUGUCGAUCUACGCGAAGGAGUGGCUAAGGCGUAUGAUGUAGUGAAAGAGGGAUUCACAGACACAGCUCAUAUGAUCUAUGAGACUGCAACACGGGAGCAUGAGCAGAGGGGUAUGACGGGGGCAGUGGGAGGCGUGUUGCGGCAAAUCCCACCAGCAGUGGUGAAACCAUUAAUUGUGGCGACAGAGGCCACCUCCAAUGUUCUCGGUGGAAUGCGAAAUCAGAUCCAACCGGAUGCCCGUCAGGAAGAGUCCCAGAAGUGGCGUCUCGGCGACCAGUAGCCAUGUGGAAACUUCAAUUUCUUGGGAAAGAGGAAAAGAAACAUUUAGGAAGCCUUGAGAUCCUGGUGCUUGGACCCAGCUGGGAGUCACUAUGCACCACACUUUCCUGCCUGUAUAUUUUGGUCUCACUUAGUUCCGUGAAGUUAAAAGCAAAACAAGCAAUGUCCAUAAGAUGAGCUGUAGCUUUAAAUAAGUUGACUGAUCUGGUGGCUGCGUAGAAUAUUCCCUGGUUUAUUUUAGAGAUGGCAUGGAGAUAUAUUUUUGAAAAACAAAUUGAAUGGUGUGACUGCCUCAGUGAGGAUUCUGCUGCUCCUCUCGGUUCAGUAACGUUGUGGGAUUGAGUCCAUUAUCGAUUGGAUAAACUGAGGAUUGCAAGCCCACAAACUGCAAGGAAUGUCUUGUGGCUUUUUUCUUACAUUGACUUAGAAGCAUGGGUGCCAAUUAUUCUUCUCUCAUCCUAGCCCAGAUGCCUGUGACUGCCAUGUCCCCCAAACCUGCUUAACAACCUGCAACUUCCCAUGGUUCUCAAGCCCAUUGUUCAGGCUCUUAAUGACUCAAAACAGAAUAGGCUUUCUGUUGCUAUGCACUGUUUAAUCAGCUAUUAGACAAUCUGGGGAAUGUGUUGCUUAGAUCUUUUACUGCAACGGAUUUGGAUUGAAUUAAAAGUGUGCAGUAAAUUCCUCAUUCUUAUCUCUUCUCUAAUAGCGUCAUGUGCCCCGGUACUGCAGUGACAAAGCAGCUCCAGCACAUUGAAAAGAUAGGUAACACAAGUCACACAGCUUGAGCAGUUGCAAUAUUGAUCGGAGCUUGGGACCAAGUUGUCUGAACACCUUGGGAGGUGAAAAAUAUAAAAACUCAUAUGUAAGUUUUGUGGCAGAGAGAGGAAAUGAGGGGAGGGACAUGUGACUGUCCAGUAGCUGCCAAUACAAAAUGUUCUGGUUCUUUUGGGGAAAUGUCACCAUUCUCGAGCCUCUGCCAUGAGUUGCCCUCAAUCAGCUGUGGAAACAUUAGCUUCCCCCAUAUUAUGGCAGGAAACGAGCACUGUACCAUUUACAUUUAUUAUAUCCCAAGGCAUCAUUCGUAUCUGCCCCAUGCAACCAAGCGCAAGCUCACGUUCAGCAUCCAGUGUAUCUGGGAAUGUUCUCUCAGUAUUGAAAGGUUAAGACCCUUUCCUCCCUUGAAACAAAUUAAAGCAAAUUAAACCUGUAAUAGAAGCAGCAGAAAGUGAACUUGGCAGAGGAAGGGCUGAGUUUCCCAUAGGAACUGGGGUAAAUGGUGACGGUGUUUCAGGCCCUUGACAUCCUAGAAUUUUUACCUUCAGCGUAAAACUAUGUUGCAUUAGUAAUCUGGUGUCAGCAAGCUAAACCUGUUGCUCUCUCCGUUACCUGUCUGCACUUAGAUUAACCCACUGAGAAGGAGCUGAUACAGCUGCCUGGUAACUAAUCGGCAUAUCCUUCAGAUGGACUUCCCCUCAUAAUACAGUGCAGAGAAAGGUCACCUUCAGAUGGACUUCCCUUCAUAAUACAGUGCAGAGAAAGGUCACUUCCUGCUCUUCAACCGUAGCAUUUUGUGGGAGAGAGAGAAAGAUAAAUGAUUUUAUUAUUUGAUAUUUUUUGGUGCUUUCGAUUUCCUUCGGCCAGCAUUGGGUUGAAAAGGAAGAGAGGCAGAUGACCAGUACGGUUAGGGACGUAGAGUGUAGACACAGGUUAGGAGCAAUUGUCCAAUUAAUUCUCACUCCUGCACCCCUACUGGCUGGAUUAUUAUUCUCCUCGGUGCACUCAGUCCAGCACCUCCUCUCCACCUGCUCCCGUCAAUAGGUCCUGUUGCCCAGAAAGUGCAGCGUACUGCUUGCAGUUGCCAUUAUGAUCCGGAGUAUUAUUUUUAAAAAUUGCUCUCCAAAAAGCAGAACCUAGGAUGGGAUAUGGUUGGAAAACCUCCUCGUUCCCUGCCACAGAGAACAUUUUUUAAAAGUGUAGAGUAAGAAUUAGAAACCUGACUAACUGACCCGAACAUGUAUUGCACUUGCUUUUCAAAACUUGCUGUUAAAAAUUAACUUCCUUGCAUUGUCACUGUGGUCUGUGGAUACUGCUGCAAAUACUGAGUCGGAUUGUUAACAUUUUUGUUGCUUUGUAUAAAUUUUUAAUUUCUUUUGUACAGCAGGUCAUAAAACCUUUUGUGAGUUUACUUAGAAUUUCCUGUUACCAUAACAACUGUACAUAUUUCUGAAUAAUGUUGCUGUGGGUGUAUCAUAGCGAUGGUUAUGAAGGAAUGUACCAUAGUCAAUGUACUUAAAAAAGGGAAGAAAAUAAAUAAUGCACAGUCUUGUGUGUAUGUGUACAUUA